Taeniopygia guttata (zebra finch) is the source of this 9781-nucleotide messenger RNA. It is a transcript of the gene DOCK5, whose product is annotated as dedicator of cytokinesis 5. Gene Ontology annotation, cellular component: cytoplasm; plasma membrane. The record is from RefSeq and is a predicted model, not a curated record. Gene Ontology annotation, molecular function: small GTPase binding; guanyl-nucleotide exchange factor activity; GTPase activator activity. NCBI's taxonomy places the organism in Eukaryota, Metazoa, Chordata, Aves, Passeriformes, Estrildidae. Gene Ontology annotation, biological process: small GTPase-mediated signal transduction; myoblast fusion; cell migration.
CCUCCUCCUCCUGCCGGGCUCUCCCCUCCCUCUCCUGCGCUCGGCGCGCCGGGGGAGGCUGCGGAGUUGGGCGUGUGCCGGGGAGUUUUCGGAGCGUGUUCGGGACCGAAUUGGGGAGUUUUCGGAGCGUGUUCGGGACCGAAUUGUGGAGUUUUCGGAGCGGAGCAUGGCUGAGCAGCCCGGAGCGCCCGGCCCGCGGCUGCAGCGCGGGGCUGCGGCGGGCGAGGCGCGGCGCUGAGCGAACCCCCCGAACCCCCGGGACCCCCGAACCCCCGGGACCCCCCGAACCCCCGAACCCCCGGGACCCCCGAACCCGCCGGCAUGGCCCGCUGGAUCCCCACCAAGCGCGAGAAGUACGGGGUCGCCAUCUACAACUACGAGGCCGUGCAGGACGUGGAGCUGUCCCUGCAGGUGGGGGACACAGUUCACAUCCUGGAGAUGUACGAAGGCUGGUACCGAGGAUACACACUCCGGAAUAAAUCCAAGAAGGGCAUUUUCCCAGAAACUUACAUCCAUUUAAAAGAGGCCAUCGUGAAGGACCGGGGGCAGCACGAGACGGUGAUUCCCAGCGAGCUGCCCCUGGGCCAGGAGCUGACGGCCACGCUGAGGGAGUGGGCAGUGAUCUGGCACAAGCUCUACGUGAACAACAAAACCACGCAGUUCAGGCACGUCCAGCAGCUCACCUACAGCCUGAUAGAGUGGAGAUCCCAAAUCCUCUCCGGGACCCUGCCCAAGGAUGAACUGGCUGAGCUCAAGAAAAAAGUCACUGCCAAGAUUGAUUAUGGCAACAGGAUCCUGGGUCUGGACCUGGUUGUCCGAGAUGACAAUGGGAACAUCCUGGACCCCGAUGAGACCAGCACCAUCUCCCUCUUCAAGGCCCAUGAAACUGCAUCCAAGAGGAUUGACGAGAGGAUCCAGGAGGAGAAGUCCCUGCAGCAGAGUUUGGACCUCAGGGGACAGCCAAUAUUCAACUCCACACACACUUACAGCCUCUAUGUGAACUUCAAGAACUUUGUCUGCAACAUUGGGGAAGAUGCAGAGCUGCUGAUGAGCCUCUAUGACCCUGACCUCUCCAAAUUCAUCAGUGAAAAUUACCUGGUUCGCUGGGGCAGCAAUGGGAUGCCUAAAGAAAUUGAGAAACUGAACAACCUCCAAGCUGUGUUUACUGACUUGAGCAGCUCUGACCUGAUCAGGCCCAGGAUCAGCCUGGUGUGCCAGAUCGUGCGGGUGGGGCACAUGGAGCUGAAGGAUGGCAAGAAGCACACCUGGGGGCUCCGCAGGCCCUUCGGCGUGGCAGUGAUGGACAUCACGGACAUCAUCCAUGGCAAGGUGGACGACGAGGAGAAGCAGCAUUUUAUCCCCUUCCAGCAGAUUGCCAUGGAAACCUACAUCAGGCAGCGGCAGCUGAUCAUGUCCCCCCUGAUCGCCUCGCACGUCAUCGGCGAGAACGAGCCCCUCACCUCCGUCUUCAACAAAGUCAUCGCUGCCAAGGAGGUCAACCACAAGGGCCAAGGUCUCUGGGUGUCCCUGAAGCUGCUCCCUGGGGAUCUGGCUCAGGUUCAGAAGGAUUUUUCUCACCUUGUAGACAGAUCCACUGCAGUGGCUCGGAAAAUGGGUUUCCCUGAGAUCAUCCUUCCCGGUGACGUCCGCAAUGACAUCUACGUCACCCUGAUCCAGGGGGAAUUUGACAAAGGCAAGAAGAAAACCCCCAAGAACGUCGAGGUCACCAUGUCUGUGCACGACGAGGACGGGAACCUGCAGGAGAAAGCCAUCCACCCCGGGGCUGGCUACGAGGGAGUCUCGGAGUACAAGUCUGUGGUUUAUUACCAGGUCAAGCAGCCCUGCUGGUACGAGACGGUCAAGGUGGCCAUUGCCAUAGAAGAAGUCAGUCGCUGCCACCUGAGGUUCACGUUCCGCCACCGCUCCUCCCAGGAAUCCAGGGAUAGAUCUGAGAGAGCUUUUGGCAUGGGCUUUGUGAAGCUGAUGAAUGCAGAUGGAACGACGCUGCAGGAUGGCAAACACAAUUUGAUUAUUUACAAGGGUGACAACAAGAAGAUGGAAGAUGCCAAGAGUUAUUUGACUCUUCCUUGCACCAAAACGGAGAUGGAGGAGAAGGAGGCUCCCUCAGGGAAAAACCUGCACGCUCUGGCCAGCUUCACCCCCACCAAGGACAGCACAAAGGACAGCUUCCAGAUCGCCACUGUCAUCUGCUCCACCAAACUCACCCAGAAUGUUGACCUGCUGGGUUUGCUGAACUGGCGCUCCAACGCCCACAACAUCGCCCACAACCUCAGGAAGCUCAUGGAGGUGGAAGGAGGAGAAAUCGUGAAGUUUUUGCCAGACACCCUCGAUGCACUUUUCAACAUCAUGAUGGAAAUGUCAGAAAAUGAAACCUAUGAUUUCCUGGUGUUUGAUGCGCUGGUAUUUAUUAUUUCUUUGAUUGGAGACAUCAAGUUCCAGCAUUUCAACACUGUGCUUGAGACUUAUAUUUACAAACACUUCAGUGCAACCCUGGCCUACGUGAAACUCACCAAAGUCCUGAACUGCUACGUGGGGAAUGCUGAGGACUCCAGCAAGACAGAGCUGCUCUUUGCAGCCCUGAAGGCCCUGAAAUACCUGUUCAGGUUCAUCGUGCAGUCACGGGUCUUGUACCUGAGUGUUUAUGGGAAGAGUGAGGAUGGGAAUGAAUUCAAUGAUGCAAUUCGCCAACUGUUCCUCUCCUUCAAUGUCCUCAUGGACCGGCCCCUGGAGGAGGCUGUCAAGAUCAAGGGGGCAGCUUUAAAAUAUUUGCCCAGCAUCAUAAAUGAUGUCAAGCUGGUAUUUGACCCCGUUGAGCUCAGUGUCCUCUUCAGCAAGUUCAUCCAGAGCAUCCCUGACAACCAGCUGGUCCGGCAGAAGCUGAACUGCCUGACCAAGAUCGUGGAGAGUGACCUGUUCAAGCAGGCUGAGUGCAGAGAUGCCCUCCUGCCCCUGCUCAUCGAUCAGCUGAGUGGGCAGCUGGAUGACAACUCCAGCAAGCCCGACCACGAGGCCAGCUCCCAGCUCCUGAGCAGUGUCCUGGAGGUCCUGGACCGCAAAGAUGUGGGUGCCACUGCUCUGCACAUCCAGCUGAUGAUGGAGCGGCUGCUGCGCCGGGUCAACCGCACCGUGAUCGGGAUGAGCCGCCAGUCCCCGCACAUCGGUAUUUUCGUGGCCUGCAUGACAGCCAUCCUGAGGCAGAUGGAUGAUUUCCACUACAGCCAUUACAUCAACACCUUCAAAACCAGGCAGGACAUCAUUGAUUUCCUGAUGGAAACAUUCAUUAUGUUCAAGGAUUUGAUUGGGAAAAACGUCUAUGCAGCUGACUGGAUGGUGAUGAACAUGAUGCAGAGCAGGGUUUUCCUCCGGGCAGUGAACCAAUUCACCUCCGUCCUCAACCGCUUCUUCCUGGAUCAAGCUAAUUUUGAACUCCAGCUCUGGAAUAAUUAUUUCCAUUUGGCCGUGGCCUUCCUCACUCACGAGUCCCUCCAACUGGAGACCUUCUCCCAGGCCAAACGCAACAAAAUCAUCAAGAAGUAUGGGGACAUGAGGAAAGAAAUUGGCUUCAAAAUCAGGGAUAUGUGGUAUAACCUGGGUCCCCACAAAAUAAAAUUCAUCCCAGCAAUGGUGGGGCCAAUCCUGGAGGUGACCCUGGUCCCAGAGCCUGAGCUGAGGAAAGCAACAAUUCCCAUUUUUUUUGACAUGAUGCAGUGUGAGUUCAACUUCAGUGGGAACGGGAAUUUCCACAUGUUUGAAAACGAGCUGAUCACCAGGCUGGACCAGGAGGUGGAGGGGGGCCGAGGGGAUGAGCAGUACAAGAUCCUGCUGGAGAAACUGCUGCUGGAGCACUGCAGGAAGCACAAGUACCUGUCAGCCCCGGGAGAGGUGUUUGCCCUGCUGGUCAGCAGCCUCCUGGAGAACCUGCUGGACUACAGGACCAUCAUGCAUGAUGAGAGCAAGGAGAACCGCAUGAGCUGCACCGUCAACGUGCUGAAUUUUUACAAGGAGAAGAAGCGAGAGGACAUUUACAUCAGGUAUCUGUACAAGCUCAGGGACCUGCACACAGACUGUGAGAACUUCACAGAGGCUGCCUACACCCUGCUGCUGCACGCUGAGCUGCUCCAGUGGUCAGAGAAGCCCUGUGUGCCUCACCUGCUGCAGAGGGACUCCUACUGCGUGUACUCCCAGCAGGAGCUCAAGGAGAAGCUCUACCAGGAGAUCAUCUCCUUCUUCGACAGGGGCAAGAUGUGGGAAAAAGCCAUUCAGCUGAGCAAGGAGCUGGCUGACAUGUAUGAAAACAAGGUCUUUGACUACGAGGGACUUGGUAAUCUCCUGAAAAAAAGAGCUACUUUCUAUGAGAACAUCAUGAAGGCCAUGAGACCUCAGCCUGAGUACUUUGCUGUUGGGUACUAUGGACAGGGUUUUCCCUCUUUCCUGAGGAAUAAGGUUUUCAUCUACCGUGGCAAAGAGUACGAGCGGAGGGAGGAUUUUAACCUGAAGCUGCUGACCCAGUUCCCCAGUGCUGAGAAGAUGACCAGCACAGCCCCUCCAGCAGAGGAGAUCAAGGCUUCCCCCAGACAGUAUGUGCAAUGCUUCAUUGUGAAGCCUGUGAUGAACCUGCCACCUAAUUACAAAGACAAACCUGUUCCUGAGCAGAUCUUAAACUACUACAGAGCCAACGAGGUGCAGCAAUUCACUCACUCCAGACCUGUCAGGAAAGGAGAGAAAGAUCCAGACAACGAGUUUGCUAACAUGUGGAUAGAAAGGACAACCUACACGACAGCUUAUUCCUUUCCAGGCAUCCUCAAGUGGUUUGAGGUCAAACAGGUCACAACGGAGGAGAUCAGCCCCCUGGAGAACGCCAUAGAAACCAUGGAGCUGACCAAUGAGAAGAUCACCAACAUUGUGCAGCAGCACACGUGGGACCGCAGCCUGCCCGUGCACCCCCUGUCCAUGCUGCUCAACGGCAUCGUGGACCCCGCCGUCAUGGGGGGCUACACCAACUAUGAAAAGGCCUUCUUCACAGAGAAAUAUCUCCAAGAACAUCCUGAAGAUCAAGAAAAAAUUGAGCUGCUCAAGCAACAAAUUGCUAUACAGAUGCCUCUCCUGGCAGAGGGGAUCCGCAUCCACGGCGAGAAGCUGACGGAGCAGCUGAAGCCCCUGCACGAGAGGCUCACAGCCUGCUUCAGGGAGCUCAGGAGGAAGGUGGAGAAGCAGUACGGGGUCAUAACUCUGCCCCCGGUGCUGACCGAGAGGAAGCCCAGCAGGUCGGGCUCGGUGGUGCUGCCCUACAUCAUGUCCUCCACCCUCAGGAGGCUCUCGGUCACCUCCGUGGCCUCGUCCGUGGCCUCCACCUCGUCCACCUCGUCCGACAGCGCUUCCUCCAGGCCGGGCUCCGACGGAUCUACCCUGGAGCCUCUCUUGGAGAGGAGAAUAUCCACAUCUUCCAGAGCUGAGGAGCUGCCUGUGAAAGACGACGGUGACAACAGGAUUAGCAAACUCAAGAGGAAGGAGUGGAGCAUUAGCAAGUCUCAGGUUAUUGUGGAGAAGGAGCCAGAAACAGAACUGACUUCCAAAAUGCAGGGCACGGCAGGGAAGGCGCAGAGGCCCAAGAGUCUGCAGCUGGGAGAGAACAGGCUGACCCUGCUCCAGGGCUCCUCGCUGCAGCAAUGCACCCGCAGCCCUCCCCCCAUCACCCCCAAAACCCCCCGCACCCAGAGCUCCCCAUCCUUGCAGGCUGAUGGAUUGGCCACACCACCCCCCCCUCCACCCAAAAACAAACCCUACGAGAGCAGCACCCCCAGGAACUCCGUGGAGGUUGCUCCACCACUGCCCAGCAGACGUGAGGCCAAACCUCCCCCUCCACCCCCCAAAACCAGGAAAUCCAGCGUGGUGUCCUCGGAGCAGCACUGAGGAUUUGGGGUCACAGAGGCCCAGCCUGCAGUGGCUGCUUUAUUCCCAGCCAGCCUGGGAUCAUUUCCCCUGCCCCUGCACCCCUUCCCCUGCACUUUUCCUGGGAAACAGCACCAAGGAAACGUUGUUGGGCCUGGAUUCCCAACGUCUCCCUACUGGAAUUCUCCCUCCUGCUCUUGUCUGCCCUGAGUUUGUCACUGCUGCCAUCCCAGCAGCUCCUGCCCAGUGGAACUGGGAAUCCUGGGCUGAUCUCACUGGUGGUAUCUCUGCAGGGCGCUGGAGUUUCCUGCCUGGCUCAGGGUCUCUGCUUGUGCUUGGUUUGGAGCAAGAUUCAUUUUGUGCUUUUUAAUGAGGUGGGAAAAAUCCCUCCUGCGAAUGUUUGAGAUGACAGAAGCUGCACUUUUGCCAGGGCUGGGCUGGUACCACCUGCACUGAUACCAGGGCUCUACUGUACCAGUUCCAUAAACAGCUUGUGGCCUGUUUAUUUAUCAUCAGUAUUGAUGAAGAUUUUGCAUUCUCUUCCAGGAAUUUUUUUUUUUUUGUUGUUGUUCAUUCUCUCAUUUUGCUUCUGAUUAUCUUGAAGAAGUUGGGAAGAGCCACUAAAACCCUGCUGAGGGUGUUGCUCAACAGCAGGAAAUACAAUUAUUGUUGGGCUGGGGGUUCACGGGCCAUUAUUGUGCUGCCCUGACUGAAAUGGGUUUCUGACCUUACUGAAAAACCAAAGUUUGUUCAACCUAAUGAAAAGUUUCCUCAGCAAAGGCUUUUUCAGGGAAAAAAAAACAAACCAAACAAAACCCAACCCAACAAAAACCACCCACAGGAGGGUUUUGCUCAGACUGAAGUUGUCAUUUUCAUUUGUUCUUCCCACUUCCUUUGACAUCAGGGUGACUGCAGGAGCUGCUGUGCUGCCUGCCCAGCUCUAAAAGCAGAUUUUCUUCAUCCCAGAGUCAUCCCCGAUUCCAUCACCUCCAGCUGGGAGCUGCUGAGGAGGUGGCACUGCAGUCACAUCCCAUCCAUCCCCAGCCUGACUGCUGCAGCACUUCCAGCUGCCUCCGGGGAAAUCUUGGGAAUCUUCCUGGACACCCUGGCCAGCUUUUCCCCUCUCUGGGGCAUGGUGGGACGUGUCAGCUCCUCGUUGUGUUCUUGGACACAGACACUGCUUGACUGGAAAACCGCUGGGUUUUCUUUUCUUUCCAUUUGCUGGGCACUCUCCUUCCUGUCCUGCUGUGCUCACACCAACCCUGGAUCCUCUGAAAGUUCACUUCCAGAGCAGCUUUUUGUCUGGGCUGACAAUUCUGCUUCAGGCAGAACAACAGGAUGUGGGCUGAGCUGUCUGAAGUGCAUUUUAACAGCACCUAUUGUUAAUUCAGUGCCUUUCCCACUCUGCUCUGCCUCAGUCCUGGGUGCUUUUCAGAGCAGGUCGGGUUUAAUCCUUGAGUGAACCUGCAGGAGGCUGAGUGGAUCCCAGCAAUGGUUUGGGCAAACAGACUGAGCUGCCAGGUUUGGGUGUUUUGGUUCUAAGUGACUUUGAAUUCCUCUUUUCCAGCCUUUUUGUUCUGCUUUAACAACCUUAGCUACCUUCUGCAUCCAGGUUUUUCCUGGAGAAGGAAACCUCCAUGAAAAAACACUCACAGGAGAAGGUCUGGCCUUGGGAAGAAUUUUCAGUAGAUCUUUAACAAGCUUUUUGCUCUUUUACUUGGGGAGGUUUGGCUCUGGCUGCAUUUUUUGCAGUUACAGAGCAGGAUUUUGAACAGAAUCCUUGGCGUGUUGAUGGUGAAUUAUCCCUCCCUUCCUUCCCUUCCUUGGGCAGUGCAGCUGCCAGGGGUGAGGACAGUUCUUCAGCUCUGCCCUGCCUUGAAAUUGUUCCUCUCACCUUAAAGCUCACCUGGGUUUGCUGCUCACAAGGUCAGGCUUCUCCUCUCCCUCCCUGUGCCUGCCCAGUUGGGCACUGGGACGGGCACCCUCUGAACUGGGAGGAGGGCAGCAGCUGACACCAAAGAGCUCAGAACAAGUUUUCCCUUCCCAGGACAUUUUGGGCAUUUUCACUGGCAAAUUUGCCAGAAAUGGCUCUAAAUUUGCUUCUUUUUUUCCUUCAUUAUUUAUGUUCCAGAGUUUAUAAACUCCUGCUCCUUUUGGCAAUGUCCCCGAAGUGUUGUCCAGUUCUCUUACCUGGCUGAUAAAAGUUGGCAUCACUGGCUCAGAGGUGCAAGAUGGAAUUUUUGUUCUGUGCCCAAAUGAUUCACGGCUUUGGGUCAGUUUUUUGGGGAAAAAAUCAUGUAAGUGUCAGAUUUUUAAAGGCAAUUGGGCAUUUAAGUGUGUGAGGAAGAACAGAGCAUUCUAAUGAUUUUUAAAUAAGUGGAAUUAAGUGCCCACUCUUAGAAAUCUCACCAGAACUGUGAUUUUGUUUUGUGUUUUGUGUUUGCUCUUUGCUUGGGUACCUGCCUGACUUGAGUUUUUAAUUUUCAGAGGCAAUUUAAGGUUGUCUCUACCUGGUUUUUUAAACGAGGAUCAUCUCUUCAGGUUAAUGAGGUGCUUUGGGAAAUGCCUCUAAUGUGUUUUAAACUGGAGGGUUUAAAAUGGGAAUAGGAAAGUCCAUAAUGAUGAUCUCUGCACAGCACAAAUUACAGCAAUUUCUGCCCAAUUCAUGGUUUGGAAUAAAAUCUCAAAGUUAAAACAUCCAAGAGGAGACAAACCCUAAUCCCAUUUCAGAGCCAAGCUGUUCAAAGCUGCUGUGAAAUUUCAAGUCUUUGAGGAUUUCAGUUUUUCUCUUUUGGAGAAAUGUGUUCAACACUUGUUUUCUGGAGCUUUUAAUUAAAAUUUAUCAUGCUGUGAUAAAUUCCUUUAAAAAUGUGACAGGCUCUAAUCCACAUCAGGGGCAGAGGGGAGCAGCAGCUCUGCUUUGAUUUCAGUGGAUUAUUGGAUUAGGAAAGGACACAGAUUCCAGGGAGAGCAGCACUUGCAGUGACAGCACCCCAGAUUUUCCUCUCCUUAUUUAUUUUUACCAUUGUAAAUGGAAAUAAUAAUUUUAAAUCUGUAAUUUAACUAAUUUUUUUUUAUAUAGUGAAAAUAUUCCUGACCUGCUUCUGCUACCUUCUUUUGAUUAUUUUUAUUUUAAUUAAGAACUUGACUUUAUUUUGACUCUUGCAGACCAAAUCCUAUGGUGGACCAGGGUAAGCUUUUCCAAAGACUACAGCAGGGAGGAAAAAUAAACAAAUAAUGUGAUUUUCUGGCUGUUCAAAAGCACGAGGUUCACUUGAUUCUUCUCUCUGAACAUUAAUUAAAGCACUUUUAGGACAGUUUGGGCACUACAGGGGUUACUCAAAGGGUGUUCCCACCUUAACCCAUUUUUCAGGUCCAUGUGGUGCUGGUUUGUAUUUUUAGGUAGAGGUGGAAGUGCCUCAGCAGCUUCAAAUUCACCCCAAUGUACAUUUAAUUAAUUUUUCUCACUGUGGUAUUACAAAGGGUUGAUCACUCUAAACCCUGGGACGUGUUUGUUCAGGAGGGUGGACAUGAAUUCAGGACAUGAAUUGAGGAGUUUUUGUGUGUUCUGGGAUCCUGGAUUGGUGAUUCCACCACAAACCCACUUUUGCAGAGUGUAAAUAGGAUGUUUGGGGUUUUUUUUCAGUCCUUUGCAUCUAAAUCAAUAAAAAUACAGCUUUAAAGUGGCUCUGGGGAGAGCAGGAGCUGUGGGAAGGGGCUGCAGCUCCUUGGGUAAAUGCCACACGAUUCACUACAUCUGUAAAGCAAGGUGUACACAUUUCUGUGGCUUUUUAAAAUGUAACGAUGGUUGUAAAGUUUGUAAAUACAUUUUUAAAAUAAAUGUAGUUUUUAUGACUGAACCAGAAAAAAA